UCCCUAAAACACUUUUUCUCCUCCACCUACUUCAAUUGUUCCCAUAAAUCUGGUAACAGAGAAAACUUUCCAGCUAAACGCCGAUAAGACUUCAUACUACUCACAAUACUCUAUAUAUUGGGAUCAUCACAACAGUCAAGGCUACCUCACAGUGACCUCACAUUUGGCUGCCCACUUUUUUCCUUUGUCUUGAUCCUUUAAAACUUCAGAUUUCCUUGCCUUCCGCGUCAUGGAGAAAGUCCAAUACCUCACUCGCUCUGCUAUAAGAAGAGCUUCAACCAUUGAAAUGCCUCAACAAGCACGUCAAAAUCUCCAGAACCUGUUCAUCAACUUCUGUCUCAUCUUAAUAUGCCUCUUGCUGAUCUGCAUCAUCGUGAUGCUUCUCUGAAGUGCUGCUGCCAUGUCCAGUGCUGCAGCCUGUCACCAUCAGCUUAAGCCUGUCACCCACGGAGAGGGGAAAAGAGACCACUUCCCAUGAAGAGGAAAUUCUUCAUGCAAAGACCAAGGUUCAGAAGAAAUGAUUAGCAAAUGUAUUCAUCUGUUGGAUCUUGUAACCAUGAAAAGGGCUCGAUUUUUUGAAAUUAACUUUAAAAUGACUAUAAGUGUGCAUAAUGUAACUGUUGAUUUCUGCAACAGAGCUUAUAAGUUUCAAUCCCAAAUCUUUUCUGAGGAUGAACUAGGAGUUUAGUUUUGAAACUGUACUGCUAACAAGUCACUUCAUAUAUAAAGCAUUAGCUUCACUGUUUGGGGUAAAUAUAAUUUAUAUUGUACUGAAAAAGCCUCUUUGAUGUUUAUUAAGUAUUUUUCAGGUCUUCACCAAGUAUCAAAAUAAUCAUUCAAAUGACAUGUCAUUAUUUUAAAUAGCCGACUGAUUCCUUACUUUAUCUUCGUUAUUAUUAUACAAACGUCUCUUUAGUAACUAUCAUAACCUCCAUUCUAAAAUAGAAAUUGCAUUCUUUUCCUAUACUUACCUUAACAUUGUUUGAAGUUCAUAAGAAUCAAGUAGGAAAAAGAAGACCAUAAAUAAAAUUUCUCUUAACUAUUUUUUAAAGAAUUAUAGAAUGCUAGUACAUGUAGAUAACCAUAAAUCUAUUUUCUCUAGGACAUUAUGAUAAAUAAAGGAGAAGUGCUGGUUAAUUUAACAGCUGACAGUGUGAUUAGCCAUAAUUACUAAUACACUAAUAGAAUAGAGUCUAACCUUAAUUUAUUGCAUGUAGUUGAUUAUCUGAGUUACAGUAUAUAACUUGCCAUACUGUAUCUUUGGAAUCAUGAAAUCUUAAGACUUCAUAUUUUAUAGGUUGUCUUCUAUUCUAUCCUCAUACUCAAUGUAGGCAAACAAAAGAAAAAUGUAACAUUUCAAGUAUUGAAAAAUAAAAUUUUUUGAAUUCUCUCUCCCAAAUUAACUAAUUAUUUGAUUACAUUUUGAAAUGAACUUUUUCUUAUUGUUGGUUAUGACAGAAUAUAGCUACUUUCCUUAAUCUACCAAUCAGAUGGUAAACACUUAUACGGUAGGCCACUCUACUACACUAAAUUAUACGCCCCAGAACUAUUUUCUUGCUGAAUACAUUUUCUAUUUCCCCUCUGGUCAUUUAAAAUAUCUUCCAACUACUCAUAAAACAACAGAAGUAAAAAUUAGUGAUGAAAAAUAUAUUCAACCAAAAUUUGGUAAUGAAGUUGAAAAUGAAGUCUAAAAUGGUUUACACAUACUGUAUCAUCCAAUAAUUUUAACUUCAGUUCAAGACAUAUUACUAAUAUAGCAAUUAUUAAAGGAGUAUAGAACAUUUAAUUUACUGUAUGAUUUGUUAAAAUAUAGUUACUAAAAGUAUUUGAAAAGUCAACAUUGACCUUGAUUUGUAACACCAGUGCUGGCAGCGGAAUAGUGAUAAAGACAUUAUUUUUAAAAUUUUUCUGAAUUCCUGAGCAGUACUGGAGAUGGGAGGGGGUUCGCUGACAACUGAGGAACAGAGGGGAAAUGGAUCUCAUACUGACAGGGGCAUUUCUUGAGCAAAGCCUUAUCUAUGGGUUAGAGAAACCUAAUAUCAACUAGAACAGCGGUUCUCAACCUUCUGGCCCUUUAAAUACAGUUCCUUACGUUGUGACCCAACCAUAAAAUUAUUUUCGUUGCUACUUCCUAACUGUAAUGUUGCUAAUGUUAUGAAUCGUAAUGUAAAUAUCUAAUAUGCAGGAUGGUCUUAGGCGACCACUGUGAAAGGGUCAUUCAAUCGCCAAAGGGGUCGCGACCCACAGGUUGAGAACCACUGAACUAGAAAGCUUAUAAAUAAGACACACAUUCACCUCACUGGUGUAAUUACCCAUGCAAAAAGUAACCAAAUUCUAUAAUUAGCUGCAUGAUCUUAUAAAUAAGUGGAAAAUUUGAAAUAACAAGCUCUAUUCCCUUCAAUAUAUUGUUCAUCACAACAUCAACUUCAAACUAUGAACUGUUCAGAUAUCAGGUUUUCCUUAAUAAAUUACAAGUAAAGAUUUUUUUUGUUUUUCAUUCUGCCUUUAAUAGAAAUUAAAACAUUAUACUUGAUGAUUACAGAACACUGUAACUCAGGUAUAAUACCGAACAAAAACCCAUUCUUUAAAUGUAACUUAUUUAUUCUGUUUAUCAUGAUGUAUAAUAAAGCAAUGUAUUUUUUAAAUGUAAAUGCCAAAUGCUCAAAUACUUCCUACAGUAGAAUAAAUUCCAAACUUUACAGUUCUAAAAACUAA
Molecule: messenger RNA, 2715 nt
Organism: Myotis lucifugus (little brown bat)
Lineage: Eukaryota; Metazoa; Chordata; Mammalia; Chiroptera; Vespertilionidae
Gene: PLN
Product: phospholamban
Exons: 2
Coding region: 230-388 (52 amino acids)
Biological process (GO): negative regulation of calcium ion import into sarcoplasmic reticulum; negative regulation of heart rate; negative regulation of ATPase-coupled calcium transmembrane transporter activity
Cellular component (GO): sarcoplasmic reticulum; membrane
Molecular function (GO): ATPase inhibitor activity
Source: RefSeq, a predicted model, not a curated record